AUGACGACAAGCUGCGACUCGCGGUCGGAGGUCGGGAAAGAUGGCCCAACUGUAGAUGAACUCUACGCAUCACCCGAAGCCUUAAACGGCAGGCUAACGACCGAUUCUGAGAGAUCAGGCAUUGUUUCAGAAGCACCUAGCUUGGAAUCCGGCAUUAUGACGCCCCCGACUAGUGAUAGUCAGUAUUUCCACUCAGACUUCGACUUUACUGUUGAGUCCUUCUUCGAGGAUAUCCCCGGUGUAGAAGAGGACCUAGGAAUAUUCACAUCAAAAAUGAUAACUUCCGAGGUGCCAUCCGACUUUGAUUUGCAAACACUGGUCUCGGAUUCUAGAGGUGCUGCCGAUAUAGCUAGCAGGGCGACUGAAACAUUUUCCACCCAAAAAGCCAACACUAGGUGUUUGUGUUUCCUUCAAGCGAUCCACACACACGAAGCUAUUGAGGUUAAUCUAGUGUUUGCCUUGCAGCAUCAGAGUGGAACGGCGGCAAACCUCUUACGGCAUCAAAAGAAAUGUUUGAGAGAAUGCGAAGAUCUCCUUGACUGUCAGUCCUGUCGGACAAAGUCAGAUUACGUUAUGCUUAUUUUGUCUAUGUGUGACAAGAUCGCACGUAACCUAGAGAAGGCAUUCGUCAUGAUGCUUCCAACAUGUCAAGAGCGCGAUACCAGCUACAGAAAGCGUGGGAAUUCGCGCGUAUCAUUCAUGGACUCACACCAGGAGAAAUUAACUUUUUCUCACUCUCAAGGCCAUCAAACUUCACUGCAUGCUCAAACUCCGCAAGACCCUGGACAAUACUUAAUGAGCACCCGGAAUGGAAGUUGUAACCGGCACCCGCCGGAGCAUCUGCAGAUUGGCCGGGAGAAUCAUGAUCGAGAUCCAGAGCGUAAGAAUACUUUACAAAUAGGGCUUUGGCAACUUGACGGUGAUGACGAACUCCAGGUUUUAAAUAGCUUGUUCACGGCACGCAUUGAUAGGCUACGUUCCUUGCUCACCACCCUGGGAAACCUGGUUAAUAACUACGAUUGGCCAGCCCACGAAAGACUUGUCGAUGACAUACGGAGACGUCUCACAGAAUCUUUCUGUAUAGCCUAA
This is a messenger RNA of Daldinia caldariorum, 1089 nucleotides long. RefSeq lists its product as uncharacterized. NCBI's taxonomy places the organism in Eukaryota, Fungi, Ascomycota, Sordariomycetes, Xylariales, Hypoxylaceae. The record is from RefSeq and is a predicted model, not a curated record. The transcript has a single exon. Bases 1 to 1089 code for a protein of 362 amino acids.